CUACUCUGUAAGAAACGAGGACGUACGUUUUUGCCCACUGAGUAUUCGGACGGUUUUAAAAUAAAGGGAAAAGAGAUGCUGGGGGGAUUAAUGACGGUACUGAGGGGUAGCAUACCUCGAACCACAAGUUCUUUUCAAAGAUUAACCUCGCUCUCAGCAUCUUCCAAAUCGGCAUCUAAUUUCCCAAAAGACUGGGCUGCAGACCUAUCCGCUACUAUGCAGGUCUUUCCAGACUUCAUAACUUUGGAAGAGGAGGAAUCACUACUGCAAGAGAUAGAGCCAUACAUGAAGAAGCUAAGAUACGAGUUUUCGCAUUGGGAUGAUGCUAUCCAUGGAUAUAGAGAGACAGAAAAAUCCGCAUGGAACAAGGAAAAUUCGUCUAUCAUAGCCAGAGUACAAAUGAAAGCUUUUCCUCCAGGAGCCUCACUUCUAGGGCAUGUUCAUGUUCUGGACCUUGCAGCUGAGGGAAAAAUAAAACCUCAUGUGGAUAGCGUCAGGUUUUGUGGGGAUACAAUAGCCGGACUGAGUCUACUCAGCGAUUGCGUUAUGCGUCUUAGAAUGUGUGAACAUGACAAUGAAUGUGUCAAAGAUUUUCUGCUCCCUCAGAGAUCGCUAUACAUAAUGAGUGGCACUGCCAGGUAUAACUACAACCAUGAAGUAUUAGGCUCUGAGGAAUCAGUGUUCCAAGGUAAUAAGAUCCCCAGAUUCCGUAGAAUAUCUGUGAUAUGCAGAAGCGAACCUGAUGAUUCAAACUAGUCUCUGGUGAAUCAGAAGUGUGAUACCAAAUGUGUACAUAUUUGCAAAUAAAAAUUAUUUCUGUGCUA
Messenger RNA from Athalia rosae (coleseed sawfly), 824 nucleotides. Its product is annotated as alpha-ketoglutarate-dependent dioxygenase alkB homolog 7, mitochondrial. The coding region runs from base 76 to 756 and encodes 226 amino acids. Lineage: Eukaryota; Metazoa; Arthropoda; Insecta; Hymenoptera; Athaliidae. Gene Ontology annotation, cellular component: mitochondrial matrix. The record is from RefSeq and is a predicted model, not a curated record. The transcript is spliced from 4 exons. Gene Ontology annotation, biological process: fatty acid metabolic process; DNA damage response.